Saccostrea cuccullata (small rock oyster) is the source of this 768-nucleotide messenger RNA. RefSeq lists its product as uncharacterized. The coding region runs from base 1 to 768 and encodes 255 amino acids. The transcript has a single exon. NCBI's taxonomy places the organism in Eukaryota, Metazoa, Mollusca, Bivalvia, Ostreida, Ostreidae. The record is from RefSeq and is a predicted model, not a curated record.
AUGACCAUGUCACUACCUACAGAUAAGAUUAAUAAAUUACAAGAAAACAUCAAUACAGUGUUGCAGGCCAAAAAGGUCACACUUAAACAAAUGCAGUCACUAUUGGGACUUCUAAACUUUGCUUGCAGAGUGGUAGCGCCAGGUCGAGCAUUCUGCAGACGCCUCAUUAAUUCUACCCUUGGCAUCAAAAAACAACACCACAAAAUCAGAAUAACACAAAACAUCAAACUUGACCUAAUCGUAUGGACAACUUUUUUGAAAGACUUCAAUGGAGUAUCAGUUAUUAACACCCCUUUGGUUGACAGUCACACCGUUCAAUUGUUCACAGACAGUGCUGGGGGAGAGCGGGGUGGAUUUGGGAUAUAUUUUGGUGGCAAGUGGGCUGGGGGUCAAUGGCCACAACACUGGGGUUCAGUGGGCAUUCUUAGAGACAUGACAUUUUUGGAACUGUUCCCUGUACUGGUGGCUCUUACACUUUAUAACAAAGACCUACAAAACACUAGACUUCUUUUUCACAUUGACAACAUGUCAGUGGUACACAUUAUUAACAACUCUACCAGCAAAUCAGAUAGAGUUAUGAACAUUGUACGCAAACUGGUACUCAUUACACUGCAAUACAACAUACAAAUUAAAGCUUCAAAGAUCCCUACUAAAGCAAACUCAAUCGCUGAUGCAAUAUCUCGUUCACAGUGGGCCCGGUUCCGACACCUCGCACCAGAAGCAGAUUUCUUCCCCACACCGGUUCCAAACAAUGUAUGGGAUAUCUAG